UUUUGUCUGACUCUGUUUAUCCCUAAAAUUAACGUUACAUUCUGCCGCUAGAACGGUUCCAAGCAUUUUUUGGCUCAUUAAUAUCAUUCAGGAAAUAUAUUGAAAGAAGUUUACCGAUGUACUAUAAGUGAAAAGUAGUUGAUUGAACUAUUUCAGAGUUUUCUCAUAGAACACGAACGUUGAGGAAACUUGUAUGUGUGAGUACACACCAUUCCGUUUCGUGGGCAUCUCCGAUAGUUUUAUUUUUUCGAGGAGAUGAGUUAUUCAAAAAGUCAAUAUUAUGAGCCAGGAUCCCGGUCACGUAGCCGUGAUCGAAAAUACCGUCGCGAGUACCGCGAAAUGGGAGAUAGAUACAGCUCGUCAUACGGCAGUUCUAUGUACGGCACCGGCAGCUCCGGUAGCUAUGCUCGACGACCCUCCAAACGGCCAUACGAAAGUGCAGGCCGCUAUGAAUCACACGAAUCAACCAGCGCAUCGGCAAGCGGUGGCAGCAAAUUGGUGCUAGCGGUGUUCAAUCUCAGUGUCCACACCACUGAAACGGAACUGUAUGAUGUAUUCUCCAAAUUUGGUCCACUGAACAGAGCGAAUGUGGUGCUUGAUGCAAAGACCGGCCGUUCACGAGGCUUCGGGUUCGUAUACUUCGACAGCGUCGAGGACGCAAAAGUUGCCCAUGCGCAGGCGAAUGGCAUCGAAAUCGGUGAUCGGCGAAUUCGGGUGGACUAUUCCGCCACAGACAAGCCACACGAUCCAACGCCCGGGGUGUACUACGGCAAAGUGAGCUACCCUAGGGGUGGGGGUCAUCCGCUGGGACCACCGGCCCCCGUUGCAGACAAUAUGGCACCUCAGCCAUACUCCAGUAGUGGUGGAGGCUACUAUCACUGUCGGGCGUGUGAAAUAGAAGCUCGCGAACGUGAGAGAUGGGAGCGAGAAGCAAGACGGUAUGAUAGCGGCCCCUUUAUUCACAGUGAACAGUACUACUACCAAGACAAAUACGCUCCAUCAGAACCACGUUCUCGGGAUCGUUCAGCAAUGUCCAGAUCCCGGAGUGAAUACUACAGAGGUGGUGCGAGCGUUCGCUGACGGUAGCCAACGGACAUGGGCAUCCAAUUCAGACAAGCAAACAUGCUAAAAUAAUAUCAGAUAAUGUUUCAAAACUAUUUCUUUUUCCCCCCAUAUGUUGCAUCUUUACUGUCCUUGUGAAUGUUUAAGUUUUUUACAUUACUUUACUCCUUCAUGACCAUUUUUUUACAUUUUAUCAAGAGAAGCAUACAAAGCAACAAAAAUACCCAUAAAGCUUCACAUUCAAAUAUUAUUUUGACCAGGUGAUUCGAUAAUUAAUGCUAAGAAACCUCUGUAUGAAAUAUCAAAUUGUCAUAAAUAUACAUAAUCAUCAGACUUUUACUGUUUA
This is a messenger RNA of Toxorhynchites rutilus septentrionalis, 1408 nucleotides long. RefSeq names its product transformer-2 protein homolog alpha-like. The transcript is spliced from 6 exons. Gene Ontology annotation, cellular component: spliceosomal complex. The coding region runs from base 256 to 1080 and encodes 274 amino acids. NCBI's taxonomy places the organism in Eukaryota, Metazoa, Arthropoda, Insecta, Diptera, Culicidae. Gene Ontology annotation, molecular function: RNA binding. The record is from RefSeq and is a predicted model, not a curated record. Gene Ontology annotation, biological process: positive regulation of mRNA splicing, via spliceosome.